This is a messenger RNA of Paramormyrops kingsleyae, 3163 nucleotides long. It is a transcript of the gene cdk18, whose product is annotated as cyclin dependent kinase 18. Gene Ontology annotation, cellular component: cytoplasm; nucleus. The record is from RefSeq and is a predicted model, not a curated record. Gene Ontology annotation, biological process: protein phosphorylation. NCBI's taxonomy places the organism in Eukaryota, Metazoa, Chordata, Actinopteri, Osteoglossiformes, Mormyridae. Gene Ontology annotation, molecular function: cyclin-dependent protein serine/threonine kinase activity; ATP binding.
UGCUCUGAGAUAAUGAACAAAAUGAAGAACUUUAAGCGACGUUUCUCACUGUCAGUACCAAGAACGGAGACCAUUGAAGAGACUGAAUUCACCGAGCAAAUCAACCAACUGAACAUUCACCAUAAUGAACACCUGGCACCAGACCGGCUGGCAAUGCAGACCCUGCAACCUGAGCUCAGUUCCCUCUCUGUAGAGAAUGAUGGCCAUUCCCCCACUCAAUUCCACUGCCACAGCAAGUCGCCACAGCACCACCGCUUCUCUGUGGAGGAUGUCAGUAAGCGCAUGUCUUUGCCCAUGGACAUACAUCUCCCACCGGAGUUCCUGAAGAAGCUACAGAUGGACAGCACUGCACCCUCCAAACCCUUAAGCCGGAUGUCCAGACGAGCCUCAUUGUCUGACAUCGGCUUUGGUAAACUGGAGACAUAUGUUAAAUUAGGAAAGCUGGGGGAGGGCACUUAUGCUACAGUAUUCAAAGGACGCAGCAAGCUCACGGAGAACCUGGUGGCUCUGAAAGAGAUUCGGCUAGAGCAUGAGGAAGGGGCACCAUGCACAGCCAUUCGGGAAGUGUCUCUGUUAAAGAAUCUCAAGCAUGCGAACAUAGUAACUCUGCAUGACAUCAUCCACACUGACCGCUCACUCACCCUCGUCUUUGAGUACCUGGACAGUGACUUAAAACAGUACAUGGACAACUGUGGAAACCUUAUGAGCAUGCACAAUGUAAAGAUCUUUAUGUUUCAGCUGCUACGUGGCCUCUCCUACUGCCAUAAAAGGAAGAUUUUACAUCGAGAUCUCAAACCACAAAACCUUCUCAUCAAUGACAAAGGAGAGCUCAAGCUGGCUGACUUUGGCCUGGCCAGAGCUAAGUCAGUUCCCACAAAGACGUACUCCAAUGAGGUGGUGACACUGUGGUACCGUCCUCCAGAUGUGCUCCUGGGCUCCACUGAGUAUUCCACCCCCAUAGAUAUGUGGGGGGUUGGGUGCAUUCUGUUUGAGAUGGCAACAGGUCGGCCCAUGUUCCCAGGAUCAACAGUGAAAGAGGAGCUUCACUUUAUCUUUCGACUCAUGGGCACUCCCAAUGAGGUAAACUGGCCUGGGAUAACAGCCAAUGAGGAGUUCAGGUCUUACCUCUUCCCCCAGUACAGAACUCAGCCACUCAUCAACCAUGUACCUAGAUUAGACACCGAGGGAAUUGACCUUCUUUCAAGUCUACUUUUGUAUGAAACGAGAAAGAGGAUUUCAGCUGAGGCCUCACUAAAGCACCCAUAUUUCAAGAGCCUAGGAGAGCAGAUCCACAGCAUACCUGAUACAUCCUCUGUGUUUUCCCUCAGAGAAGUGCAGUUGCAGAAAGACCCUGGACACAGGGCCUCAGCAUUUCAACAAGGAGCUCGAGGCAGAAACCGGAGACAGAGCAUAUUCUAAUCCUUUUGAAGGUGAAAGGUGUCCUAAAGAAUAAGCAGGCUCCAUUUCAACAGAACCAUGCAUGUAAAGAAAUUAGCUCUUCAGCCAAGACUCCGGUCCAUAGUUUUGGAUCAUGCAGCAUGGAAGUCUUCUGUAACCCUUCAAAUAUGAGUGGGCAGUGAAAACUGCCUCUGCAUUACUCCAGUGAGAUGUCCAGAAGAAUGCAACAAAUAUGAGACAACCAAUAAUCAGUUUUUCGUAGCACCUUACGAGCCAAAAUAAUGAUGCAGAAAAACAAGUAGCCAAUCAGCAACAAUCAGUUACAGCAAUCUAGCUUCCAACUUGUGAGAAAGCUUGACUUCAUAACUUGUUAUAGGAAACUUUGGUGCAGGUCAAGUUAAAUUUUCAAGAGAAAUCAAACAUUUGUUAAGUUUUUGUGGGUGUGUUUUUUUGUGGUAAAUGAAGACAAGUUCGGGAAUAUGUAUUUUAUUUAAUGUUGUGAUUUUAUUUCCCUUCAAGUUUUGGUAUUUUAUAUGUCAUUUAUAUAUAGGACCAUAAAAUGAAGAAAAAAAGUUUUAUCAUAGGCCAGCAUGGUGGUGCAGUGGUUAGCAUUAUUGCCUCAUACCUCUUGGACCAGCAUUCAAGUCUCUGCCAGAGUUCCAUGUGUGUGGAGUUUGCAUGUUCUCCCUGUGCCAUCAUGCAUUUUCUUCUGGGUUUCCCCCUACAGUGCAAAAACAUGCUGAGAUUGAUUGAAGUUAUCAAAUUUCUUGUAGGUGUGAAUGGUAUAUGAUUGUGCCCUGUGAUGGGUUGGCAUCCCAUCUUUGGUUGUUCCCUGCCUUGUGCCUGUAGCCUCCACGAUAGGUUCCAGAUCCCCUGCAACCCUGCAUAGGACAAGCUGGAUAGAUGGAUGGAAGUUUUAUCACAAAAGUAAUUAAAAUGGGACUGUAAAAUACAUAUAUCCCAACUAAGCAAAUUCUAAUCUGUGAAGACACAAGGACAACUUGUGAUAUAUUGAUUUAGAUAUUUUCAUAUGUAGAUUAGUAAACAAAAAGGGUGUUCUACAAAUUAAUGUAUAAUGACUGUAUUUCCCCAUAUACAAGGCUGAUGACACCAUAACAGUAUUAUUAUUGAUAAAAUUAUGACUUCCAGCACUAUGUGUUUUGCACUUGAUAAAUGUAACAGUUCAGGGGAAAAAUAUGUGUUUGUGUGUGUGUGUGUGUUUGCUUGGAUAACAGCAUUAAAAUUUAAUAUAACCAAGGACAGAAUACACGUUAGUAUACCUCUUUAUAUUGUCACUGACAAUAUAAAAUAUGUCUGUAAUUUGUUGUAGUUAAAUGCAAUAUACCAUGUAAUGUUGUAUAAUGCAUUAUCUUGCACAACCAGUAAGCAUCUCUGCGACACUUUUCUUACAUAUUCAUUGGAGAUUAGUAUAACUGUAAAUACAAGCGAACCUUUACUAAAGAGCGGGAUACAACUCACCAUUUAAAUUCUAUCACUUAAAAUAUAUUUAAGGAACACAAAGUAGUUUUGUUGUAAAAAAUAUUUAUUGUCUUAAAAGAUUACUAUAAUUAUUUUAACACAAAAUGUUACCACUAUUAUGUUAGUCGUAUGACAAACGUACAUUACAAGUUACUGCUGAUUUAAACAAUUACGGGUGUUUGUUUUAUAAAAUGUAGUUUAUUUAGAUUUUUUUUGUAUAAAAUGUACGUAAUAUGUUGUGUGAUUAACUGUAUUACAGUGUGAUGAAACAAAAUGUAACGUGAGU